GCAAUACAAUUAGUCCAAAUAAUCACAAUAAGAUAUUUCUUUCCAAAUCAUGCCGCCCUACAAUCUACCAAAAAUAAUCUUAUUCUCAUUUUAACUAAACCAAAUAGAUGUUUUCAUCAUUUUAUAGACAAACAUUGACAGAUUGAUGUAGAGGUCCAUUAAACACUUGAGCUUUUCAUAUUAUACCACAUGAACUGCUGUAAAAUCUACUACAGAACUACAAGGGCAACACAUGAUAAUGAGAUGGGUUGUGGUCAGGUAAAGCAUGCAUCCCAUAUUUCCCUGUUUUCCUUUGGGACUCGAAUGCAGCAUCAUUCUAGACCGUUUUGGCACGAUUUUCGUUCAGCUCGCCUCGCGUUAUCACUCUGCUGUGUGUGAGUGGAUCAUCUCAUUUGGGCAGACGACGUCCUCACACACGGACGAGAUGUUUUACAUAUAAUAAUCUCAUUCUGAUUGAUAAUGACAUUUAGACUGUAUUUAUUUAGAGAUUAAGUAUACCCAGUAGGCUCAUCAUAUCAUUCUGAUAAAUAUUAAAACAAAAACAUAGAUCCAGUCGCUUCAUUUGGACAAACAGUUUGACAGAUUCGACACAACAGUUUGACAGGAGUCUAUCAGCUUUCCAAAAAGAAUGAAUAAGUGGUAGCUCUCCAUCCAGCGUUUCCAUGCAACAGCGCGGGCGGCUGUGAAUUCACGGAGCACACCGGGGGAUAGAUGCUUUAGCAGCAGAGAGCGACAGUAGAUCUGGACCCAGAGCGCCUCUGAGAAGCCGAUGGAGCGACAGGCAGAUGGAGUUGAGCUGGUCGGGAGCGUAAAUCAGUAUGAUAGUGCAGAGGAGCCCGGUUCUCCUGCCCUAGCUUGUGAGCACUCAGGCAGCCCACAGCAGGAGGAGCCCGGCACGAUGAGGAGGAACGACAACUACCUGCCAGUCCCUGGCGAAGAGAAGAACAUGAAUGUGGACUUUAAAGCCAGAAGCAGCGAGUCAAUACCAAUGAAAAAUCUUUAUGCGGAUGACGGCUCACCUCUUCAGCCACGGUUAGGCCCAUACUUCUCUGAUGGACGGCGGCGUGUGGACUACGUGCUGGCAUACCAAAUCAAGAAACCCAGCAGCAUUCGGCGCCCGUCCUCCAGGUUUGGCGACGGCAACUUUAUCCGACGGCUUCGGCGAAGUCUGAGCAUGAGAAGCAGCCGUGCCCCGCUGCAGCCAAAGGAAGACCCGGAGAUUGCUGCCCAGAACCACUGCCCUGACAAUAGUGAGCAUGACAAGCGCAGUAAACGGCAGGAGUUUGAGGAACACCUCCUAGAGAUGGGGCUGGAGCUGGAAAAGGAGGAACGGAAUACAAUCCCUGGAAUCGGCUUCUUGAAGAUCCAUGCUCCUUGGAACGUUCUGUGUCGAGAGGCUGAGUUCAUGAAGCUCAAGAUGCCAACAAAGAAGAUUUACAACGUGAAACAAGGCAGUAAUGUUGUGGAGAAGAUCCGACAAUUCAUUCACAAAGUCACAGCUCCUCUCCAUCCAAAAAUAGACGCCAGCCAGCCACAAAACGUCAAAUCUCUCUCCCACCCUUUCUCCAGAGAGAAGCAGCAUCUAUUCGAUAUGUCUGAUAGGGACAAGUUCUUUGACAGCAAGACCAGGACCUCUAUAGUCUAUGAGGUGGUGAAGAGGGCGAAAAUCAUAACAACCAAAUACGACAUGGGGCUCACUGGUCUGUUAGCCAGAGGUGCCUAUACGGCUGCUUAUCCUCUGCAUGAUGGAGAAGUUGAGGGUGUGAAUGCAGAGCCUAGUGACAGGAAGCUGCUGUAUGAGGAGUGGGCCAGCUACAGUGUCUUCUACAAGUACCAGCCUAUAGGACUCAUCAGGAAGUAUUUUGGGGAGAAGGUUGGACUCUACUUUGCCUGGUUAGGAGUCUACACACAGAUGCUGAUCCCUGCAGCCAUCGUUGGAGUCAUUGUGUUCCUCUAUGGCUGUGCCACUGUUGAUGAUAACAUACCAAGCAUGGAGAUUUGUGAUCCAAGGAACAACAUCACCAUGUGUCCGCUGUGUGACCACGCCUGCAGUUACUGGAAGCUGGUGUCAGCGUGUGGAACAGCCCGAGCCAGCCACCUGUUUGAUAACCCAGCCACCGUCUUCUUCUCCAUCUUCAUGGCCCUCUGGGCGGUUCUCUUCAUGGAGCACUGGAAGAGACGACAGAUGCGACUCAACUAUACCUGGGACCUAACAGGCUUCGGAGAGGAGGAGGAGGAGGAACACAAGGACCACAAUCGAGCAGAGUACGACAUCCGGGUCAUGGAAAAGGAAAUGAAAAAAGAACAUCCAAAUCCAGAGGGUGAGAAGCUGACCUGUACAGACAGAAUGCCAGCUUACAUGACUACUGUGGUGAUGAUGUGCUUCAUGAUCCUUGUGACAUUCGCCAUAGUCUUCGGGGUCAUCUUGUACCGGAUCAGCAUUAAGGCAGCACUGCACAUAAGCACCUACCCUGCAGCACGGUCGAACAUCAGAGCUGUUGUCAAAACCACUGCCGCCAUCAUCAACCUCAUUGUCAUCAUCAUCUUAGAUGAAAUCUAUGGUAACGUUGCCCGUUGGCUGACCAUAAAGGAGGUUCCAAAGACAGAGAAGAGCUUUGAAGAGAGACUCAUCUUCAAAACAUUUAUCUUGAAGUUUGUCAAUGCAUUCACACCCAUCGUCUAUUUGGCCUUCUUCAGGGGCAGGCUUGUUGGGCGGCCUGGAAAAUACUUGUAUGUUGUUGGAUCAUACAGAAUGGAAGAGUGUGCCCAUGCAGGCUGCCUCAUGGAGCUGUGUAUCCAGUUGUGCAUCACUAUGCUGGGCAAGCAGCUCAUCCAGAACAACCUGUUUGAGAUCGGCAUACCGAAGCUGAAGAAACUGCUUCGGAGGAGGAAGUCGGACUUGGACUCAAAGCAAGAGGAGGAGCUGAACAAAACCCUGCAGCGCCACGAGAAAGACCACAUCCUGGGUCCUUUCGUCGGCCUCAACCCAGAGUACAUGGAGAUGAUCAUCCAGUUUGGGAUGGUGACUCUCUUUGUGGCUUCCUUCCCUCUGGCUCCGCUCUUCGCUCUGCUGAAUAACAUCAUCGAAAUUCGCCUGGAUGCCAAGAAGUUUGUCAUGGAACUGCGCAGGCCGAUUGCAGCCAAAGCCAAAGACAUUGGUAUCUGGUACAACCUCUUGAGAGGCCUCAGCAAGGUAGCAGUCAUCGUUAAUGCCUUUGUCAUCGCCUUCACCUCUGACUUCAUCCCUCGGCUGGUCUACCAGUACAUGUACAGCCCCGACGGCUCCAUGCACGGCUUCGUCAAUCACACUCUGUCUUACUUCAACGUCAGUGACUUCCAGCCAGGCACAGACCCUCUGCAGCCAAUGCAUCUGGGCUACAAGGUAGCAGUAUGCAGAUAUAAGGACUACAGAGAGCCUCCCUGGUCCAACACACCAUAUGAACUCUCGAAGGAGUUCUGGGCUGUUCUGGCUGCCCGCCUUGCUUUCGUCGUUGUCUUUCAGAACGUGGUGAUGCUUAUGAGUGACUUUGUGGACUGGCUAAUCCCGGACAUCCCCAAGGACAUCAGCCUCCAGAUCCACAAGGAGAAGAUCCUCAUGGUGGAGCUCUUUAUGAAGGAGGAGCAGGGCAAAAGGCUCGCAGCACGGGACAACCACAACCAAGACAACUACACCUCCCCAUCGUCAUCCAAUCAUAGCCCGCCACAGCCCCGCUCACGGCCCAUCUCACAUGCAAACUGCUGUUAAAGUGACAGCUGUCGGGUCUGGAAAACAAGCACAAAACGCAACAAGCAAACACAACAUCUGUAUACAAACUGUACAUAAGUUAAUCAGCUGCUUAAAGUGAGCUGUUAAAGGUCAAGGCAUCUAUCCAAUAGCACAUGAUCAGAUUUUAAUAAUCAGCAAAGCUUUUGCUGCAUUCUAUUGUUUGGGAAUAUUUAUAUGAAUGACAGUUAAAACCGAAACUUUGACAUAUUCAAAUUAGAAUUCCAACACAUUUAAAACAGGAUGUUGCGUCUUUUUAACACUUUUGCCACAGUAUGAUACAAUUUACAGCAAUCCUGACAUUAUCAGCCAUUAACCAAUACUCUUAGGAUGUAUGAUCACAAAACUUUAUUUAUUGGAUUUAUUGUAUCUGACGGGAACAAGCCAUUAACUUCACUCGACUCUGGGAAAAGUCCUUGUCAGUGAGCUCAUCAUUCAGGACGUCUGAGAGAACAGUGCCAAACCCCACCUGUAACUUAAUAUAAUUAUAGAUGAUAUCAAAUUUCUAAAGCAGUAAACCACCUCUCCUACAGGAUUUGAGUGAAGUUUUUAUAUUGAAGACAGUCUCCGUCCAAAUGGUCGUGCUGAGAAGAUUUUCCUCCUGAUAUGUUACUGGUGAGAUACACAUAAGGAGCUCCUCUCUACUACCAUCUUAACGCUCAGACAGGCCUUUUUUUUGCACAAUGAUAUACCAAUGCAGGAAUUUAUUGAAGUACUUUUUUGAAUAUGCAACAUGUUCAAGCACAUGUGCUUUGGUUGUUGGGAUGAACAGCAAGGUUUUUGGAAGACCGUCUUUGUUGAGCGGCCUGUUGAUUUGUACUAUUCUCUUGUACGAGCACCAUUUUGCUCAUUGUUACAAUUGUUACAUUUUCUGAACAAACUGCCUAACAGUGCUCAGUGGCAUUAUUCCUAGAAGCACAAGUCACAUUAUUAAUCAUUCCAAUGAACUGGAAUUCUUAAAGCUGCAGUUGGAAAGAUUUAGAGCAGAAACACAAAGUGAUGUCAUGCUCCAUCUCACCUCGCUGAGAGAUGCUGCACUGUGGAUACUUUCUGUACGUCCUAUUAACCCUUACCAAACUCUGGUGUUGGUUGUAGAGAGAAAUAUUUACCACACGGUCAUAAAAAUGAAAAUGAUUCAUUCAGCACAAGUGUUUCUUAAAGCUGUAUUAAUUUUUUUUUCUCCACUUGGGGGCAGUAGAACCGCACAAAACAUAAGACUGACAUAAUUCACAGAAUAAAACCAUUAGCAAACAAUAGUGCUGUCAAAAUGAACAUGUUAUUUUUUUAUUUCAAAGCUAAAGCUAUAACACAUUUUAGAAACUCAGAUAACAAAUCCAUUUGUCCAAACCAUGUCAGGAAAGGAUCUCAAUAACUCAAAAACUUUUAGGCUAAAUUUUGGCAUGGAAAAAGGGGUUCCAUCUCACCUCAAGAUCUGUAAAAAUGGUUUCUAUGGUUGUAUGGGUACCUACAGGUCUCCCCUCAAACAGACAAAUAUCUAUUAGUACAAGCUACUGUCUUAAGGGAAAAAAAGAAAUUGUGAUAUAUCACAGCAAAUUGUGCCAAUACUUGUUCUUUUGGUUUUGUUUUGUUUUGUUUUUAUCAAUUGACACCCCUAGCAAACAAUUAUUGACACAUUAGAAGGUAGCAACAUUAGUAUGUCAUUUUGAGUAUGUCUGGCCAUCCAGUCCAGUUUUAAUAGUCCUUUUAGCUUAAGCAGCUAAAUAUAUUUCUCUGGCUCUUUGAUUAACUUGUUACGAGCUAAUUAAUCAUUCAACCUGUCUGCUUUUUGUUACUGAGCAGAUUAAGUAUCAGAGAAAAAUAUCUAGCGUAAAGUCUAGAGUUUAAAUAACUACUUUUUUAAUCCAUGGUCUCACUUGUUUAUUUGGUGCGUUUUGGAGCAUCUACGAACUGGUGCAGAAUGAAGUUUACUGAUGUCCCCUUAGAAAAUUUCUACAGAUCAAAUUGUUGACAGCAUUCUUCCGUCACUUAGUAACCACUGAUGGGAAAUACUAAUGUCUUCAGUAGAUGAUAUUAAAAUGUUUUUGUUUCACUGAUUAAAACCAUAAAGCCAUUCAUAUCUUUGUAUAUUGUUGCAAUGCUCAGCUAUAUUUAUUAGAUUGGUUUCCUGAUAGAUUUAAGGUUGUGCAGUGAAAAUGGAGCUGAAUGUACUCAUGUUUAAAGUCACAUGCAGCGGUACAAUGUGCACUGGAGAAUUGUUCUUGGAUCAAAUGAAAUAAGGAAUCCUGCCAUACUGAUAGCAAUGUUUUUUGUAUUCAAGCGACUCUGUUUUUGGCUUGGCUAAAGUAAGACUUUUCUGCUUUUUGAUGACUCUGAAAAGCAGCACCAGAGUCUUGUUAAAGGGCACCACAGUGACAGUUGUUGAGCUUUACUGACCCUGCCUUAUAUUAUCCCAGCUUCGCCAGGGAAUCCCUCAACUAUCAUGAGCUCAAUGGAGAUUUCAUACAAAGAGAUUCAAUAUUAUAUUUAUUAUGAUUAUCUUGCCUUAUAUCAAACUUUUUAAUUAAUUCAGCAUUUUCUUAAAACAACUCUUUAACUAUUCAAGCACAAAGACUGAAUUUUGUUUUGUGUUUAUCAAACUGCAAAAACACAUGUGGGAGUGACUGGAUAUGAUGUUGAAGAAAAUAAAGGUACUGUGGACUGAAAUGCGCAGUCACAAGUAGUGAUGUCCAGAUGAAGCUUCAUGGAUCAUUAGUGUUUUUUGUUGAGCCCAGUAGAUGGCAUUCUUGGUUUAGAAGGAAAAAAGCUCAAGUAAUAGCAGUUCUGUGUACUUUCAAAGCAUGUGUUGGCCAGUGAGUGUCAUCUAGGAUCAGAAAAUAAAGAAGCUUCAUUUGGCCAUCACUAGUCACAAUACAGUCUCCACAGUCAAAUCCUGCCCCCUGCUGUAAAUAUAUAGAACUACCCCAGAUGUAAGCCCUCAACCCAGACUAAUGGAAUGUAUUAUUAAAUGUUUAAAUUAUCAGUGAUGUAUAAUCACGUUUAGGUCAAAAUGUUGUAUAUCUGUAUUUUCUAAUUUUAUGACAAUGCAUUUCUAAGUGCAUUUAAUGUGUUGGAGGGGUUUUAUCAGCCCACAGGGGAUCAACAAUCUAUCAACUGAAGACUUUCACAAUGACAGUGAUAUACUUUUUUCUCAGUGACUUCAUUUUAAUUCAAUAUUCAAAGUACAAGAAACCAUUAAUAUGGACCUAUUUCGCUGUAUCUGGAAAGAUGCCUUGGAAAACAUCUUCAAAUACAGACUGCAGACAUUUUAUCACAGAUGUUAUUUCUUUCUGGGAUGUAUCUUGCUCUUUUGAGCAAAGACUGCACAUUUUAUUUUUUAUCCAAUCUUCAUACUGUUAAUACUCUGUAUGUAAGUAGGGUUAGCGUUGAUAUUCAGUGAUAGGUGACGAUUAUGAUGCUGUCACAGGGCUGUGGAGUCCGUGUUAGCUGCAAUAUUUGUUUUCCUCAGAAUCUCUUAAAACCUGAUGUCACAUGUUAAAAAAACUCCCUCGAUGUUCCUGAUGAGAGGUCGUCCUGUUGCCAUGUUGUAUUUACAGCAUCAAUAAAACACUUCCAUUUGUGACAUGCUGAUAUCUAUUGUAAUGUAUGUCAAAGCACAUUUCCCAACAUGCGUGAGUGUAUAUGCAUGUAUAGCCGAGUUGUCUGUCUCUGAUAUUUUGAGUCUUUUUUUGUUUAACUGCAAAUAAAUUAGAGAUGAACUGC
Molecule: messenger RNA, 7483 nt
Organism: Centropristis striata (black sea bass)
Lineage: Eukaryota; Metazoa; Chordata; Actinopteri; Perciformes; Serranidae
Product: anoctamin-1-like
Exons: 26
Coding region: 770-3745 (991 amino acids)
Biological process (GO): chloride transmembrane transport
Cellular component (GO): plasma membrane
Molecular function (GO): chloride channel activity; protein dimerization activity
Source: RefSeq, a predicted model, not a curated record